Halichondria panicea is the source of this 890-nucleotide messenger RNA. RefSeq names its product cyclin-Q-like. Gene Ontology annotation, biological process: regulation of transcription by RNA polymerase II. Lineage: Eukaryota; Metazoa; Porifera; Demospongiae; Suberitida; Halichondriidae. The record is from RefSeq and is a predicted model, not a curated record. Gene Ontology annotation, cellular component: nucleus. Bases 52 to 747 code for a protein of 231 amino acids. Gene Ontology annotation, molecular function: cyclin-dependent protein serine/threonine kinase regulator activity. The transcript is spliced from 5 exons.
GCUUGUUCUACCAACGACCUUUCCCUAGUUCACUCUUGUUGCAUAUAAAAGAUGUCUCUCUCUAGCUCUUCAAGCAAGUCUGAGUCUGUGCUGCUGAGUAACCAAACACCUGUUGAGUUUCUUACUGAAGCAGGCAGUAAACUGAGUCUGAGUGAAGAAGCGAUAUGCACUGCUGCUUACUAUUACCACAAGUUCAACUCCACCAUGACACUGACACGCUAUGACAUCGGUUUGCUGCUUAUGGCGACACUCAAUUUGGCAUCAAAAGUUCAAGAACAUUCUAUUAAACUGGGGGACGUAGUCAACGUUUGUCACAGGUGUUGGCAUAAAGAGGAGCGUCCACUGGAGAUAGGAGACCUCUACUGGCAGCUCAAGGACAGUGUUGCUAGGUACGAGCUGCUCCUGUUGAGGGCUCUCAAGUUUGAUGCCCAAGUCAAACUACCUCAUUCAUAUUUGCUCCACUUCCUACUGGCCAUGUCCCGCUGGGUUGAUGAGAGGGUGUGGUCACGCAGUUAUGUGACACGAGUGGCAUGGGCUCUCCUGCAAGACAGUUUCCAUAGCGAUCUGUGUCUACGCUACCCACCCGUCACCGUAGCAACGUCUGUGCUAUACGCAGCGGUACAUUGCUGUGAACUGGUCAUACCUUGUGAUCCUCACAGCAAGCCAUGGUGGAGCGUGUUUAGUCCUCGAGUUAGCCAGGAAGAACUAAAACUAAUAAGCGCUAGGAUUCUGAAACUUUAUGAUUAGUUCAUUUUAUUAUCUGUUCAUAAUAAUUAUACAAAAGUACAAGUACGGUGUUUGACAAUAAUUAUAUCGGGAGCCUAUAAUAAUUUUUUAUUUAUGGGCUCCUGAUUAUCGGCUGUAUAUCUAUUUACAAGUAUUUGACAAUU